Messenger RNA from Effrenium voratum, 2349 nucleotides. The record is from the annotation of a GenBank genome assembly. NCBI's taxonomy places the organism in Eukaryota, Dinophyceae, Suessiales, Symbiodiniaceae.
AUGACGGCUGCAGCAGGUGCUGGCGAGCUUGAAGCGGUACUCACGGCCGUGGGGUUAGACCACAGCCGCACUCGCAUCCAGUCGUUGCUGGAGCAGUCCGCCGAAACAGGCGAGCUGGAGGCAGCACUGAAGAGGACUUUGGAGCACAAGGAUGCAGCAGCGGUGGACAAGGUGAAGACGCAGCUGCGGGAUGCCUUGCUGAGCGCCAACGAGUCUGGCAAGCUGCUCCAGGUGAUGGAGGGGAUCACUGCGGACGGUGGCAAGGCCAAUGCUCUCGAGUUGCAGCGCCAGCUGCGGAGCAGCCUCGUUGACGCCAAUGAAGCGGGUGAGGCGCUCAAAGAGAUGGAUGGGAUGUGGGCAAAGAAGGAGGCUGACGCCCAGGAAAUCGCCAGGCUGAAAAGCCGGCUGCGCGCCGCGCUGCAAGCGACCAAUAACACGGGGCAGAUGCGCCAAGUGCUGGAAGGGAUGACUACAGCGAGGGAAGCGGAUGAGAAGGAGGCUGAGAGGAUCAAGUGCCAGCUGAAACAGGUGCUGCUUGAUGCGAACAAAAGCGGCAAAAUGCUUCAAGUGCUCCAGGAGAUCACUACAGAGCAAGAGGAGGCAGAAAAGCUGCACUGUCUCUUGCGGGAAGCGCUGCAGAGCGCCAACGAAUCCGGCCAGAUGCUCCAGGCUCUUGAAGAGACCACUGCCAAGAAGAUAGCAGAUGCUGCUGAAGCAGAGCGCGUGCAGACUGAACUUCGUGAUAUGCUGCUUACUGCCAACGAGUCUGGACGGCUGCUCAACGUGCUGCAAGGGGCGUCCUUCGAGGUCCCGGACGAGGAGGUUGGCCGCAUAAAGGGCCAGCUGCGAGAUGUGUUGCUGGAUGCGAACAAGACGGGCAAGAUGGAGGAGGUGCUUUCAGAGAUGUGUGGGGCAAUGCCUCCGGCUCGAGAGUGCGACGCCAAGGAUGAGAUGGUGCGGAAGCUGCUUGAGGCGACUGAGUCUGGCCAGCUGCUCACCAUACUCCAGGAGAUAUCUCCGCAGAAGGGGCCCGCAGCAGCAGCAGCCGGUGAGGUUGCGCCGACGAGGUCCGGCUCCGAUGGGCAGACGAAGGCCAAGAUGCGCGACGCCAUGCUGGCAGCGGCGAAGAGCGGCAAGCUGACGGAGGUCCUCGACGAGCUCGAGCCCAAGGCCGAGGAGAAAGAGGCCGUCCCCGCCGUGGCGGUGCCGGUUGCAGCAGUCCCCGUGGGGCCAGCACCCUCGUCUGAGGUUGAGGUCCUGCGCAGCAACGUGCGAGAGAAGAUGCAGGAGUCCCUCGCCUCAGGCCGCCUGGAGGAAGGACUCAGCACUCUGGCCCAGAAGCAGCAGAAGCAGGUCGAAGCCCCAACCAAGGCAGAAGCCAAGGCAGAAACCCGGGUGCCAGAUGAGCUGGCCAUGCUGGGCAAGAAAAUCUGCAACGUGCUGCAGGAGGCCUCAAGCUCGGGGAAGCUGGAGGAAGCCUUGGAGCUUCUGAAGGAGGAGCAGCAGGCGGUCAUCCGCUCAACGCCCGAGGACGAGCUGGAGGCAGUGCGCAGCAAUCUUUGCUUAGUGGUGCAAGACGCACUGGAGUCCGGCAAGCUGGAGUCGGCGCUUGGAGAAGUCCGAAAGCCAGCGGACGUGGCGACCAUCCAGGCCAAAUUCCGGAAGCUGCUGCGGGAGGCGUUGGAGAGCGGCACGUUGGCGACCAGGGUGGCCCUGCUGAAGACCAAGGUGCCCGCUCCACCCUCGGAGCCCCCGCCGAGCGAGAUGGACAUGCUGAAGUCACAGCUGCGCCAGGCUCUGCAGCAUGCCGCAGAAGCGGGGCACCUUGCAGAGGCGCUGGCAACUUUGCGAGGUCAGGGGCAAGCAGUGGACACCACCCAGCUCAGAGCUCUAACGGAGGCUGCUUUGACGGGGACCUUGGACGAGACAAUCAGCUCGCUGAAGGAUGGGCUGGCAGUGAGGUCUCCCAGCGAGGCUGUUGAUCCGCCACCGCUGGCGGGCGCAGAAGGUGCGCCUCCUCCAGAAGCAAGCCCUGCUGCUGACGAGGUUGCCUAUGGCACGCAGGGGAUGGAGGAGAAGGAGCUGGAGGCGCUUCGGGGCCGGCUGCGCGGCAUCCUGGAGGUGGCCUGCGACCAGGGCAUCCUGGAGCAGGCAGUGCAAGUUGCAGUGAAGAAGAACACAGAGGGUGAGGCGGAAGCUGACUCGGCCGACCUCCAGGCGAAGUUGACGGAGAUGCGCGAAGAAAGCAAGACGCUCUACUCAACGGUGGAGAGGCUAAAGAUAGAGAAAGAGGAGUUGGAGCGUGCCAACAAAGACCUUGCAAGUCGAUUGUCAGCCCCGAGCACAUGA